This is a messenger RNA of Anisakis simplex (herring worm), 861 nucleotides long. Lineage: Eukaryota; Metazoa; Nematoda; Chromadorea; Rhabditida; Anisakidae. The record is from the annotation of a GenBank genome assembly.
AUGGGUCUUCCAAUGGUGCAGGUGUUUAUGAUUGCGGCUCGGCAAAUUUCAAGGCCAAUAGCUGACCGGGUGAUCAGAUAUGGGAAGACACAUGGGGUGUUCCGUAAUCGAUUGUUGAUUCCGCUCGGAAGAGGUUUGGCGCAUUUAACGACUCGUUUACGAAUGAAACAUUUGGGGUUGGGAAGGCCGGCCACUUUAGCACCGGUCUCCGAGGAAGCAGCCUUAGAACAGGCAUCAGAUUUCGUGCAGCAAGUGGUGUUGUUCUCGUACAGUGUUGCCGUGUUUGCAAGUUAUUAUUUCUACACGAAGCAAACGGCACCGGAAACUGUCAAAGCGGAAUUAUUUUAUGAAUUUAAAAAGGAUAGCGAAGAAAAGUUGAACGAUCUGAAUGAUCGACUGGAAAGGAUUGAAAAACUUCUAUUGAAAAACGUGUCGUCAUCUUCUUCGGCAACAAACGAUGGCAAGGUAUGGCCAAAGGACGACGAGAAAUGUGCUGAAAGCGAAGGUCAACAAGUCGCCACAUCGUCCUCAGAACGUCCACGAUUCAAGCGAAUCUCAUCGCUGCCAGUAGAUGAGACCGUAAAAGUGGUCGUAUCAGGUAAUGAACAGUAUGUGAUUGCUAGACGAGGGACUUCUGUCUCGAUUGAACCACUCGAAAUAGUGCAACAGCGACGCACACCUUUCAAGUUUAGACAUCAGCCUGCAUCCGCUAGUAAACAACAACAUACAUUCUUCGAUCGUGCGGAUAAUGAUCACGAUACCGAAAGUGACAAUAAAUCUGAGGGUGAUGUGUCAAAUCCGCAAUAUCAAUCCUCAGAUAGAGCACCAUCGCCAAACUGUGAGCAGAAAAUGGGGUUGUAA